Benincasa hispida (wax gourd) is the source of this 1647-nucleotide messenger RNA. Its product is annotated as protein REDUCED WALL ACETYLATION 2-like. Gene Ontology annotation, molecular function: acetyltransferase activity. The record is from RefSeq and is a predicted model, not a curated record. Gene Ontology annotation, cellular component: Golgi apparatus. Lineage: Eukaryota; Viridiplantae; Streptophyta; Magnoliopsida; Cucurbitales; Cucurbitaceae. Gene Ontology annotation, biological process: xylan biosynthetic process; xyloglucan metabolic process; plant-type secondary cell wall biogenesis.
AUGGCUUUGCUAGGCCCAGUGACUCAUGGCCAGGUUUCGUUUCUUAUUGGAUUUAUAACCAUUUUGGUUGCAUGGAUUUAUUCUGAGUACUUAGCAUUUAAAAAGAAGUCCAUCUCUUCUAAAGUAGGGCACCCUGAUGUUGGGUUGGCUGAGGUAGAAAGUCAUAAUGUAAAAGAAGAUGAUAGAGCUGUUUUAUUAGAAGGAAAUGUUAUCAAAUCCAUUCCUUCUUCUGGAGCUACAAUUUCAUCUACCUUCUCUACCAUUUUCAGGUUCAUCAUGUUGGACGAAUCGUUCUUAAUAAAACAUCGAAUGUUACUCCGAGCAGCAUGUGAAUUUGGUCUUCUUUUAUCGUACUUCUACAUUUGUGAUCGUACUGAUAUAUUUGGAACCUCAAAAAAGAGUUACAAUAGAGAUCUUUUCUGCUUCCUCCUCCUUCUUCUCAUCAUUGUUGCAGCAGUAACUUCAUUCAAGAUACAUCUUGAUAACUCACCAUUUUCAGUGAAACCCAUACUCUUCUUAAAUAGACAUCAAACUGAGGAGUGGAAAGGAUGGAUGCAGGUGAUCUUCUUGAUGUACCAUUACUUUGCUGCAAGAGAAAUUUACAACGUGGGUCGUGUAUGUGUCGCCUCGUAUAUCUGGAUGACGGGGUUUGGAAACUUUUCGUAUUACUACGCUCGAAAAGACUUUAGCUUUUCUAGAUUUGCUCAGAUGAUGUGGCGGUUAAAUUUCUUGGUGGUUAUGUGUUGCAUUGUCCUUGACAACAGCUACAUGCUAUACUAUAUUUGCCCAUUACACACAUUUUUUUCUCUUGUGGUAUAUGGUGUUGUUGGUGUUUUGCACAAGUACAAUGAUAGUAAAGCAGUCAUUGUUGUGAAAUUUCUCCUUUGUUUCUUGGUGGUGGUCAUUGUAUGGGAAAUACCUGGGGUGUUUGAAGUGAUUUGGGACCCAUUUACCUUCCUUCUAGGCUAUAAAGAUCCAAAUAGAUUGAAAGAAAACUUGCCUCUCAUGUACGAGUGGCAUUUUCGAACAGGACUUGAUCGCUAUGUUUGGAUAUUAGGCAUGGUGUAUGCUUACAAUUAUUCAACUGUUGAGAAGUGGAUUGAAAAGUUGGAUGAAUUAAAAACAAAGCGCAGGAUAUUGAUCAAAACGACAAUUGUUGUGAUAUCAUCUACGGCAUUAUAUCUAUGGUUUGAGUAUGUAUUCAAAAUGGAGUGUAGUACUUACAACAAAUACCAUCCUUACACUUCUUGGAUACCCAUCACAUCCUACAUAUGCAUACGGAAUGUCACCCAAAGUACUCGUAGCUAUACUUUGACCCUUUUUGGUUGGAUUGGAAAGAUUUCACUGGAUACGUACAUUUCGCAGUUCCAUAUUUGGUUAAGAUCAAAUGCUCCGGAUGCACAGCCCAAGUUGUUGCUCACUAUCAUCCCAGAUUAUCCUUUAUUGAACUUCAUGCUUACAACUUCCAUUUUUAUGAUUACUUCAUAUAGGAUCUCAGAGCUUACAAAUACAUUUAAAGCAGCAUUUGUACCAAGCAAGGACAAUAAACGCAUAAUGUAUAACACGAUUGCUGCAGCUACAAUGACGGCCAUCUUAUACUCCUUCUCUUUUCUAUUCCUUAAUCUCCCACAAAUCUUGGUAAUUUAA